AUGGCUGCAUGCCCGACGCUCGUAUCGCUCCACGUGGGAAAGGGGAUUACUCCAGAGUGGGCCUGGGAUAGGGAGGACGAGCAUCCCGUGACCGAGGCCGGCUUGGACCAUUUUGUGCGCAGCUGCACUCAGCUGCAGCACCUCUCGCUCUACUGCCUGCAUCGAUACGGGAAGCCACCUGCCUCUCUCUCGCUCCUUACGGACCUGCACACCCUGACUCUAACCCACAGCGCAGCUCUUCAAGCACCAGGAUUCACCAACCUGUGUUCUCUUGCCACUCUCUCCGUUGACAUCUCGGAGCAUGAUGAGGAGCUGGAUCUCACCACCCUCGUGCACCUCCCGGCCUUUGCCAACCUCGCUCUCUCAUGCCAUAAUCUACCGGAGCUGCCAGAUCACUUCACUUCCCUCCACUGCCUCCAGAAGCUGACGAUUUCCUCGCUCGACCUGGCGAGCCUACCUGCGAGCUUCAAAAAGCUGUCUGUUUUGAAGGACUUGACGCUGCACCGGCUGCCGAUCUCAGGCCUGCCGGACUCCUUCCACCAGCUCACGUCGCUGGAGGUUUUGAAUGUGCACGAUUGCCUCGCCAUGGUGGAGUUGGGGGCGAGCUUCGGCAGCCUCCACGCACUCAAGUCUCUCAGCAUCGCCAACUCGCCAAAGCUGGUUCUUCCGGAAGACAUCGGAGGGCUCACGGACCUUCACACUUUCUGA
This is a messenger RNA of Closterium sp. NIES-65, 708 nucleotides long. NCBI's taxonomy places the organism in Eukaryota, Viridiplantae, Streptophyta, Zygnematophyceae, Desmidiales, Closteriaceae. The record is from the annotation of a GenBank genome assembly.